AUGGCAACAACUGCUGCUGACGGCAACCUAAAACCACACUUGAGAAAGAAUGGAGUGAAAUGCGAACAUAUCGGGAAAAACGGCUAUCAUAACCACAAGGAGAAAAAUGGCCAGGGAACCGGCGUUGCCUCCAGACGCCACAAGCAUGAGCCCUUUGAGCAGGCUCCCAUGUAUGUUGCCGUGCUAACAUACCUGGGCUUUGGCAUUGUCACCCUGUUUGGCUACCUCAGAGACUUCCUCAGAGCUGUGGGUUUGGAGAAGUGCAACAUUGCCCAGGAAAGAGAGAAACAGAAGGAUUUUGUCCCACUUUAUCAAGAUUUUGAGAACUUUUACACUCGAAACCUGUACAUGAGGGUACGAGACAACUGGAACCGCCCCAUAUGCAGUCUACCAGGACCUGUCUUUGACCUGAUGGAAAGGGUAUCUGAUGACUACAACUGGACAUUCAGGUUUACCGGGAAGACAAUACAUGAUGUUAUCAACAUGGGCUCGUACAACUACCUUGGCUUUGCUGAGAACAAUGCUGAUUUCCUGAAAACUGUGGCAGACAAAGUGCGCCAGUAUGGGGUUGGGGUUUGCAGCACAAGACAGGAAAUAGGCAACCUGAGCAUCCAUGAAGAGCUAGAACAACUUGUGGCCAAUUUCCUUGGAGUCGAGGCCGCUAUGACUUAUGGGAUGGGUUUCGCCACCAACUCAAUGAAUAUUCCAGCACUUGUGGGCAAGGGUUGUUUGAUACUAAGCGAUGAGCUCAAUCACACUUCUCUCAUCUUGGGAGCCAGACUGUCAGGAGCAACCAUCCGAGUGUUCAAACACAACAACAUGCAGAGUCUGGAGAAGAUGCUAAAAGAAGCAGUUUGCUCAGGACAGCCUCGGACCCACAGGCCCUGGAAAAAGAUUCUCAUCGUGGUGGAAGGCAUCUACAGCAUGGAGGGUUCAGUGGUGCGACUGCCUGAAGUCAUCGCUCUGAAGAAGAAAUAUAAAGCGUACCUGUACCUGGAUGAAGCCCACAGCAUCGGAGCAGUGGGCCAAACAGGGAGGGGUGUGACCGAGCUGUUUAAUGUGAACCCGGCUGAUGUGGACGUGAUGAUGGGGACUUUUACAAAGAGCUUCGGGGCGUCUGGAGGCUAUAUCGCGGGGAAAAAGGAACUGGUGGACUACCUGCGGACACAUUCUCACAGUGCAGUAUAUGCCACGGCCAUGUCCCCUCCUGCCACUGAGCAGAUAAUACGUGCCAUGAAGUGCAUCAUGGGAAAAGAUGGAAGCACAGAGGGAAUUAGACGGAUUCGCCAACUGGCAGAGAACGCCAAAUACUUUAGAUCCAGACUGAAGGAGAUGGGCUUCAUCAUCUACGGCAAUGAUGACUCACCUGUGGUUCCAGUGCUGCUCUACAUGCCAGCCAAAGUGGUGGCUUUUGCGCGAGAAAUGCUGGCAAGAAAAAUCGGCGUAGUUGUGGUUGGCUUUCCAGCAACGCCGAUCACAGAGGCCCGAGCUCGCUUCUGUGUAUCUGCUGCACACACCCGGGAUAUGCUGAACCAGGUGCUCGACUGUAUGAAUGAGGUGGGAGAUCUUCUCUGCCUGAAAUUCUCGCGGCGGAAAUAUUCCCCUCAGCCCGACCUGUGCGAUGAGACAGACUUCGAGCUGGACAGCUGAUAUGACCUUUGACCCUUUGACUUCACAGUGUCUAAACUGAGCAAUCAUAAGCACACAGUGAAUUCAUCAGACAGCAGGAGAAGAGCCAAAUGUUUGGUAGCUCUUUGGGGUUUUUUUUUUUUUUUUAUGUGUGUCAAA
This is a messenger RNA of Pelmatolapia mariae (spotted tilapia), 1788 nucleotides long. RefSeq names its product serine palmitoyltransferase, long chain base subunit 3 (gene sptlc3). NCBI's taxonomy places the organism in Eukaryota, Metazoa, Chordata, Actinopteri, Cichliformes, Cichlidae. Bases 1 to 1650 code for a protein of 549 amino acids. The record is from RefSeq and is a predicted model, not a curated record. Gene Ontology annotation, cellular component: serine palmitoyltransferase complex. The transcript is spliced from 12 exons. Gene Ontology annotation, biological process: sphingosine biosynthetic process; ceramide biosynthetic process. Gene Ontology annotation, molecular function: serine C-palmitoyltransferase activity; pyridoxal phosphate binding.